CAGACAUAUCUCUCACUUCCAUCCCACCACACUCAGACAGACCCUUAAACCCUCCAAACCCCCCAAAAAGGCAAAGGCAAAGCACAGACAGCACACCACCUCUCCGAACUUGCCCUUUAUUUUUCAUUGAAAGCCGAAAGUUAUCCAAACCAAAAGCAAAAAAAAAAAAAAAAAAGCAAAAGAAACCCAAAAACAACAACGUCCUACUCAACUCAACAGGACUUACAAGAACAAGUCCAAGAAACAAGACCUUUUUAAAAAAAAAAAAAAAUUGCUCCAUUUAAUGUUUUAACGUAAACGCCAAACACAGAAGUAAAAAAAGAAAGGGAGGAGAAGGAUAAGUUAGUAUAGGUAGGGUGAUGGCAGGUGAAGGAGUUUCAAGAGAAACCCAGAUGUCUAUAGAAGCUUCUUCAAUGUUUCCAGGGUUUAGAUUUUCACCAACUGAUGUUGAAUUGAUUUCUUACUACUUGACAAAGAAGCUGGAGGGCUAUGAGAAGUGUGUUGAGGUCAUUCCUGAGAUUGAAAUUUGUAGAUAUGAGCCUUGGGACUUACCAGACAAAUCUGUCAUAAAGUCGGAUAACGAGUGGUUCUUCUUUUGUGCUCGUGGGAGGAAGUAUCCAAACGGUUCACAAAGUAGACGCGCAACCGAACAGGGUUACUGGAAAGCCACAGGGAAAGAACGUAAUGUCAAGUCGGGUUCUAACGUGAUUGGUACGAAAAGAACUCUAGUGUUCCACACAGGUCGUGCACCAAAAGGGGAAAGAACAGAAUGGAUCAUGCAUGAAUAUUGCAUGAAUGGGAAGUCCCAGGAUUCCCUAGUUGUUUGCCGCCUCAGGAAGAAUAGUGAGUUUCGUCUGAAUAACACAUCAAGCCGGGCUCCUCGGACUGCACCGCAGUUGUCACCUAUGCAUGACAGCAACUGUGCUACCUCAAAUGGUGGUGCUGACCAGACUGGCACUUACAAAGGGGACAAAGCCUAUUUGAAGAAGGGUACUAGUAGUUACGAUUCUCAUUCUAUUGAGCAAUUCGAUUCCGCAUCCGAAUCCGAGCAAAAACUUUCCAAUGAAAUCGGACCAACAGACUCUUCUACACCUCAGAAGGAUUCCGAUGCUGAAGAAGAUUACUUUGCUGAGAUACUGAAAGAUGAUAUAAUCAAGCUUGAUGAAACACCCUUGUCAGCUAGACCAGAUAUCUCGCCUAGGAUUGCGAGCAGUUCAGACACGGGUCAGAGGAGACGUGAGCAGCCAAGGAAAGAGAAUGAACCCCACGUAGCCCAUUUACAGGGCACGGCAAACCGGAGAAUCAAAUUGAGGAAGCCUAAAGCAGGAGACUAUGUGGUGGCUGCAAAAGGAUCGACAGAGUUAGAACGGGGUGUUGGGGAGAUGUCAAUUGAGAAACUAACAUCUCCCAAGUCUGGGGACUCACCAAAAUGGUUGUUGUCUUUGUUUUCACCGUCGACUGCCAAUCUCCGCUUCAUUUAUGCAACUUUUGUCAUCCUUACUUUGGUGGCUUUGUUUCUUACAGUUUUAUUAGGAGGGUUCCAAGCCUGUAAAAAGCUUCAGAUAUAUGCUACUUUGUUGAACAACUUGUUGCUUUAUUCUUUACUAGGAAAAAGGAAAAUCAAACUCAAAAAGAAGAAAAAAAAAACAAAAACAAAAUAUGUGUUGAUCCUUCAUAUAUCACUUAAACUUCCACAGGAGGAAUCGGGUUUUAUAGGGAGUUACAUGGCGAUUUCAAGACCCAUGUUACUUGUUUUCCUAUUGCUUAUACUCAUAAUGACCUCCCAGUUUGAGUGGAGACAUCAAAUUGUCGACUUUGACAUGACCCCUAUUGUUACUCGGAAGCAGCAACAAAUUUCCAGAAGGGAAGAAGCUGUGAAGGAAAAGAUCAUCUUAUCACAAGAGAAGAACAUUCAGAGACUUCGGGAACUUGUGUGGAGCCUUCAGCAGCAACUUUUGCAGUGCAAGGGCAAUAACAAGACAAAUGACACUAUAAGCCAUUUAACUGAACAUGUUCUUGAGCUCGAGAGGCAGCAAAUCUUGGAGGACUAGACUAUGAUAUCUCAAAACAUAUGUUGCGAUUGCGGUGUGUUGGUGUUUGUAAAAUGCUUGUUUACCCAUGCAAGUGCAAGUUUGAAGUUGUAAGUUAUAUGGCUUCUUUCAACCCCUCUUAUCCUAUCCACCUCUUUUAAAAUGAAGCAUUGAAGCUUUGAACAAUAUAGAUUGUCCAUCCUAAUUUUUAAAUGACUACAGUUCUUUGACUUACCUGCUUUGACGCUAACUAAUCAUCUGGUGUUAUAACAUGUUGGAAAUUAGGGGAAUUUGCAUAAGAUGUAGUUCCAAACUUAGAACUCUGAACUUAACAGAGAAUGGAUGUGAUUCUUUAUGAUGCUAUGAGCAAUUUUCUUAGGGUGUUCCAAA
This is a messenger RNA of Gossypium arboreum, 2420 nucleotides long. RefSeq lists its product as uncharacterized. The transcript is spliced from 7 exons. The coding region runs from base 360 to 2051 and encodes 563 amino acids. Lineage: Eukaryota; Viridiplantae; Streptophyta; Magnoliopsida; Malvales; Malvaceae. Gene Ontology annotation, biological process: regulation of DNA-templated transcription. The record is from RefSeq and is a predicted model, not a curated record. Gene Ontology annotation, molecular function: DNA binding.